GACUAUUCUUCAGCCGUGGGUGAAGUGUAUCGAUUGAUCGGAAUAGACACUCUGGAGAUGGAUCGGAUUAGGGAAAAAGCCCGCGAAAAAGGGAUCCGUGGCUCGAAUGGAGGAACUCUCAUGUGGCUACGGGAAGGAGAAGGUACUAUGAUUAUUAGCGAGGCUAGUUAGUAAAGUUGAUGAAAAACCUACAAUCUAACUCACGCUCCAUUAUUUGUGGCUAUUUGUUCAAGAUGUUGUAGUAGAAGGAGUCCUCUCGGCAAGAACUUCAUCAUUUGAUUUCAAGAUGUAGCCCUCUCGACAAGAACUUCAACUCGACAACUUUAUAUGGCAACCUUAAAACGUUAUUUUAGCAAAACGUUAAAAGUUGAUUUUUUGAAAUAGCCGACUAGGUUCCUAAGAAGUCAAUUUUUAACGUUUUGCUAAAAUAACGUUUUAAGACUGCCAUACUUUAACUACAGAUGAUAUACCAGUUGCUAUCUUAUCCGAUGCAGAAUUGGAGAUGGCUUUAGCAAGUUGUGCAAAAGCGAAGGAGACUCCGAGAUUCUGGUUUCAAAGGAAGAAAAAUGAAUGAGAAGCCUGAAGAAAGUUCUAGUAUCCUCAAUAUAUAAAGUCAAAGGAAGAAAAAUGAAUGAGAAGCCUGACGACCACGACCAUCAUGUCUCCGUCACGAGGGGGAAAAUAGAUGAAUAUGUUGGCAGAUGACUUGUUAAAACAGGACCUGGGCCGCCAGGUCAAGAACAAGAUGGGGCACUUCGUCUAACUAUAAUAUGCUGUAUGUACAUUUCAACUUCGU
Messenger RNA from Amoebophrya sp. A25, 796 nucleotides. Lineage: Eukaryota; Dinophyceae; Syndiniales; Amoebophryaceae. The record is from the annotation of a GenBank genome assembly.